AUGAGCGUUUGGCACGAUCCUGCCCAGUCGGAACGGCCCUAUAGGGAACCCACGCCGCUCCCGGACAGCGUGCCCAAGGUCCCCGAGCUGGGCGCGACCAGUGCGCCGCUGAAGAGCGCCGCAUUCUUCCUCGGAGCAUACUGCAAGGACUACAAUGAGGACUUCAUGCUCUGCAAGGCAGAGAACCGUGACGCGGAACAUUGUCUCAAGGAGGGCAGGAGAGUGACGAGGUGUGCGAUAGACUUGAUCUCUAAGAUGCGGGACAGCUGCGCCCAGGAGUUCGAGCAACAUUGGAACUGCUUGGAGAAGAACAACCAGGAGUACUAUUUGUGCCGGAAACCCGAGCGAACGCUGAACAAGUGUAUGUUUGAGAAGUUUGGGCUUGUCAAAACUAUUCCUGGGGCGCCAGAGGGCAAGACGCCCAUUCAUGAAGUUGAGAAGCCAAUUUACAAGGCCAUACAGAAAUAGGUUCGCUGCGAAUAUAUUCUUUCCGACAUGUACUAGAGGCUGCUUCCGCAACAU
Messenger RNA from Laetiporus sulphureus 93-53, 522 nucleotides. Its product is annotated as NADH dehydrogenase, alpha subcomplex, subunit 8. Gene Ontology annotation, biological process: mitochondrial electron transport, NADH to ubiquinone. Lineage: Eukaryota; Fungi; Basidiomycota; Agaricomycetes; Polyporales; Laetiporaceae. The transcript has 5 exons. The record is from RefSeq and is a predicted model, not a curated record. Bases 1 to 468 code for a protein of 155 amino acids.